CGGGCGGGCGCGCCGGAAGUGGCGGCGCGGGGAAGGGUGAGAGCGGCCCGGCCGGUGCCCGCGGCCUCAGCGCCGGUGUCCGUGUGUCCGUCCGUCCCUGCCCCGGAGCCAUGGGGCGGGCGGGCCUGGCCUGGGCCACCGCGCUGCUGCUGGCCGCCCUGGCAGCGCAGGCGGCGGCGGUGGGGGAUUUCGACCCGUACCGCGUCCUGGGGGUCGGCCGGAGCUGCAGCCAGGCCGACAUCAAGAAGGCCUACAAGCGGCUGGCCCGGGAGUGGCACCCUGACAAAAACAAGGACCCAGGAGCAGAAGAUAAAUUCAUCCAGAUUAGCAAGGCCUAUGAGAUUCUCUCCAACGAGGAAAAACGGGCAAACUUUGAUCGCUACGGAGAUGUCGGGGAAAGCCAGGGCUACUCUCAGCACCAGCAUCGCCAGUUCCACCACUUCCACGAAGGUUUCUAUUUCGACGAGUCCUUCUUCCAUUUCCCCUUCAAUUCCGAGAGGCGCGACACCUCCGACGAGAAGUAUUUGCUCCAUUUUUCCCACUACAUCAAUGAAAUCGUGCCAGAUAGUUUCAAGAAACCUUACCUCAUUAAAAUAACCUCGGACUGGUGUUUCAGCUGCAUCCACAUUGAGCCAGUGUGGAAAGAGGUUGCUCAGGAACUGGAGGCGCUGGGAGUGGGAAUCGGAGUGGUUCACGCUGGCUACGAAAGGCGCCUGGCCCAUCACCUAGGGGCACACAGCACCCCGUCCAUCCUAGGGCUCAUUAACGGGAAAAUAACCUUCUUCCACAAUGCUGUUGUUCGAGAAAACCUGUGGCAGUUUGUGGAGAACCUUCUACCGGGGAAUCUCGUGGAAAAGAUUACAGAUAAAAACUACAUUCGCUUUCUCUCCAACUGGAAGAAAGAAAACAAGCCCCAUGUCCUUCUGUUUGAUCAUAUGCCAGUUGUGCCGUUAUUAUACAAGCUAACCGCCUUCGCAUACCGCGACUAUUUGUCCUUUGGCUACGUGUACGUCGGGCUCCGAGGCACUGAAGAGUUGUCCAGUCAGUACAACAUCAACGUCUACACCCCCACCAUGAUGAUCUUCAAGGAGAACAUCGACAAGCCCGCUGACGUUGUGCAGGCACGAGAAAUGAAGAAGCAGCUCAUCGAUGACUUCCUUUCCCAGAAUAAGUUCCUCAUGGUGGCCAGACUCACCAACCAGAAGCUGUUCCAAGAGCUGUGUCCCGUCAAGAAGACUCACCGUCAGCGAAAGCACUGCGUGGUCUUGCUGACCGGAGAAGGCGAAAAGUUUGCUGAGGCUUACGAGGCAUUUUUGACUUUCGCUGUGGCCAACACCAAAGACACACUGAAGUUUGUGCACAUCUACAAUGACCGGCAGCCGGACUUUGCGGACACUUUGCUGAUGGAUGACGAGAAGUAUCGGGGAAAAUCAGCUGUGGUCAUUUUGGAGAGACGCAAUACAGCGGGGAAGGUCGCCUAUAAAACCCUGGAGGAGGCCUGGCAGGGCAGCAAAGAGGACAACUUCAUCCUCCUGGAUCUCCUGGACCAGCUGAGGACAGACCCUGGCCUUCUGUCUUCUGAGACUGUCCUGGCAGACCUGAACGAUGAACUCGCUCCUAUGUUCCUUAUCCGAUGGCUCUACUCCACACUGGACUACAUCUCGGACUGCUGGGACAGUGUGUUUCACAGUAACUGGCGAGAAAUGAUGCCGCUGCUGUCCUUGCUCUUCUCCGCCCUCUUCAUUCUCUUUGGCACCGUUAUUGUCCAGGCUUUCAGCGAUUCAAGCGAUACAAGGGACUCUCCUCCCUCUGAGAAAGAAGAAACUGCUGCGAAGACCGAGAAGAAUAACACGAGCUUCAGCAAAGAGAGUAACAGGAUUCCCAAAAAGGGCUUCGUGGAGGUGACUGAGCUCACGGGCAUCAACUACACCAGCAACUUGGUGCGCCUGAGGCCGGGGCACAUGAACGUGGUCUUGAUCCUGUCCAACUCAACCAAAACCGCCCUCCUGCAGAAGUUUGCGCUGGAAGUCUACACCUUCACCGGGAGCAGCUCCCUUCACUUCUCCUUCCUCAGCCUGGACAAGCACCGGGAGUGGCUGGAAUACCUGUUAGAGUUUGCGCAGGAUGCGGCCCCCAUCCCAAACCAGUAUGACAAGCAUUUCCUCGAGCGCGACUACACGGGCUACGUCCUGGCUCUGAACGGCCACAAGAAAUAUUUCUGCCUCUUUAAGCCUCACAAAUCGGGGGACGAGGCGGGAACCCUGGGAUCGUGUGAGGAUUACGAGUCCUCGCUGCACACAGAAGGCAGAGGGAAAUCCUGCAGCCCAAGAUCUAGAUCUGUUAAAAACAAAUUACACAAAUUGUCCUUUUGGAUGGAACGCCUCCUCGAGGGUUCCCUACAGAGGUUCUAUAUCCCCUCGUGGCCCGCGCUAGACUGAGGGAUUUUAAAGAGAUUCUAACGGACAAACUUUUUAUGAAGAUAUGACAAGGGACAGCUCUUUCCAGGAAUAAGCGAACAAGCGUGACGAAUGAACCUUUAGGUUUUAGAUGAACUCUCCUCGGGCCAGCGACUAAAGCCCAGGAGCACAGCCAAGCGCACCAAAAUUCCCUCCACCGACUCCUUCGUGCGUUUGGACGCCGUGCUACCGAAGAGCCAAGAAACCCAUUUUUCCCUUCUUGUCCUGCUGCAUCUGCUUCCCGAGUCGCCCCCGUUCCAUCUCUCGUUUUACCUCGGUUGAAGAAAAAAAACAACCCUGUGACUUCUCUGCCGCGGUGACUCGGUCCGGACCGAACGCGGCCAGUGACGCAGGUCGGGUUGUGGUUCUCUGUCCCCUUCCCAAUGUGCUUGGCCUGAGGUGUCACAGCGGCACAACCCUGCGGACCCCUCCGAAAGGCCUCCUGCCACCAGGCACUCGUACUUUUAUCGACUUUCCCCGUGGUAAGUGAGCUAGAAUACGGUCAGGAGCAUCUCCCUCGUAGCAAACCUGUAGUUGGGACUCGCCCGUGGUGCGGGCUCGUGGACGAUCUGCAUGUUUGAUGCUCCUCCUGUCAUCAUCCCACGUGCAGCUUCACCGGCUACACCGUAACCGGGGAGGGAUUUUUGCACAGCCGUGAAUACUUUAAAGGUGUUGAACCGUUUAAAUGUCACGUUGAUUUUUUUCCAGAUGCCUUUUCUGCUUCUGUCAAUUUUAGAUGAUGUAUCCUAGAGCCAUAACUUUAACCGUGUCCUCAGAUCGUAGGCGUGAGCUGCUAUGAGCCAGUAGAUGUGUAAAAGAAACUCUACCUAGCUGCUAGGGAGUCGCUCCCGGCUCCUGUCCAACACCCUCACAUCUGUAGUACAAACCAACCUUUCUUUGUAUCAAGGAGCCGAAUUUUUCGACGGUUGUAUUCCUGAAAUGUUGCCCCAGACGUGCUGUGUCAUCCAACCGUCGCUUACGUGUGAAAUUCCUUUUACUUUGGCCAUGAGGUUAAGACUCUUGUUUUCAGCCUCUCACCUGUUUCCUUCUCGCCACAAACCCUUGUUUCUCACCAUGCAGGCUGCUGCCUUGGGUUAUUUGUUCGUAUUUUUGGUUUGGUUUUAUAUUUCUUUUGUCUUUUGGAACUCGUAGGUCUGUGUGGAGCCAGGACAACCGUAGAGCGCAGGGUUGGCUUGACGCUUUGCUCCAACAACUGUCACCACCACAGGUGGCCCUGUGUGACACACAGGGAAAUCAAGCCGCAGAUUUGCAGCUGUUUUCCAUUCCUCAGGUGAUUAAAUAAAAAGCAGCAGGGUUUUAUUUUUGCAGCAGGGACUGAAACCAUGUGGGAAUUGUCCUUUUCACCACCCCGGGGCUGACACCUUCGCCCGGGCUGCUCCUUGCUGCGCGGUACCAAGUUGUCUUGGUGCUUGGUGGAGCACGUGCUGUUAAUUAAAAGCUCCCUCUGCCCUCGCCACCUUAAUCAACCACCUUAGUGGAGGAACAACUAUGCCAAACCAAGCUAGCUGCCGAUCCCGUAGGAAAUCUGGGGGUGCUCAAGUCAUUUUGCUGCCUCCCCAGCUCCCGAAGUGCUGGUUUGCUGCAUCCCUGACCCGCUGCGGCCACCACAGCUACUCAGACUCCCUGUACAACCUCCUUCCAAAUAAAGGCUCCGCUGCUACCAACUGACCCUGCGGUUACUUAAUUUUAGCUCAGCAGCUUGUGCUGCGGCACCAACGCGGCACUGAAUAGAGGGGAGGAAGGAAGGAGGAGUGUUCUCCCUGCCAAAUAUCUCCGAGGCGCACAGGAGCCGCGGGAAUGGAGCGGGACAGGGGAUAAAACACUGGCCUGACGCUGCUAAACUUGUUUUUCGCAUGGCUGGAGCAAUUGCUGAAGCACUUUUGUGCUUUUCCCGCUGCUGGCUGUGCAGGAUGUGGCUGGAAUAAGGUUGUGGGCCAGUGGAGGGCUCCACGUAACUUUUUAAAUGUUUGCAAAAAACAAAACCACCCUCUGGGUCCCUGCGGUCUCUUCAGCUCAUCAGAAACCAGGAGAAAACCUUUUGACACAUUGAAGUGCCUAGUAGUGCUAUAGCAAGAGAAUUCAGCCCUGACCUGGGUAAGAUGACAAGGCCUUGAAGCCUUCAAAUUACAGUUAAUGUGCUGCACGCCUGCUGGAAUCCUUAUUUAUCUUAUUUUAGCACAGGUGGCCUCCCGUUUCAGCCUGGGUUUAGUUAAGCAGCGCUUGCAGCAGUUCGCUCUCGCUGGCUGUGCCUGGAUGGGACUGUGUCGCUGUUUUAUGGAACAAAAGCUUAUUUUAUGGGCUGAAGCAAAUGCCAGACUGUCCAUUGGCUUUGGUGUCUGUCGCCGAGCACGGGGUGCUUGAUUUCUUGUAGAAUAGCAUGGACGGAGGCUGCAGACACCCCAAACCCAUCCGCCUUCUCCCAGCAGCCACGAUAAUUUUUAAUAUUAAUUUUCUCCAGCGGUGCCCGGCCCAAAUCGUCAGAUUUCCUCAGCAAAACGCGCUUGCCCUUCUGUUAUGCACGUGGUGGUUCGUAAUCCAAAGAUUGAUGCCGUUCAGUCCCAGUGCACGGUUCUAGUUGAAAUCCCGGUGAUCGCCCCCGCUCCCCAGCUCAAGCAAAGGGCUCCAGGCCCCCAAAUUAAAGGUGUGUACCAAAACCUCCUCCCUGGCCCAAGCGGGGGCUGCAGCAGCUGCCAGGAGCCAGAACACUGAGAAACAGGACUGAAAGCUAGAACAUAUUUUGCACUUUUGAUACUGGGAGGGGGGGAUUAACUUAUUUGGCAAACUUGUCUUUUUUUAUUUUUGGUUUUGUUUUUUUUUUUUGGGGGGGUGUUUUGGGUUUUUAUUUGUGUUUUGGUUUGCUUUUUUUUCUUUAAUUUGUAUUUGUGAACGGACACUGAUGUCAUUUUAUUUUCAGACGAUUCGCAACCGAAAUAAAACUAUUUUAAUGUGUGA
Columba livia (rock pigeon) is the source of this 5429-nucleotide messenger RNA. RefSeq names its product DnaJ heat shock protein family (Hsp40) member C16 (gene DNAJC16). The coding region runs from base 111 to 2438 and encodes 775 amino acids. The transcript is spliced from 14 exons. The record is from RefSeq and is a predicted model, not a curated record. Lineage: Eukaryota; Metazoa; Chordata; Aves; Columbiformes; Columbidae.